Serpula lacrymans var. lacrymans S7.9 is the source of this 3443-nucleotide messenger RNA. RefSeq lists its product as uncharacterized. Bases 129 to 1967 code for a protein of 612 amino acids. The record is from RefSeq and is a predicted model, not a curated record. Lineage: Eukaryota; Fungi; Basidiomycota; Agaricomycetes; Boletales; Serpulaceae. The transcript has 9 exons.
GCGUCAUGACGGGACAAAGUAUCAAUAUUUAUUAGCCUUUUUCUCGACGUUCAGUUCUUUGUUUUAUUGAAACACACAAAUGCUCGCUUUGUCACAGGAUCUUCUACAUUUGUUAGUUUAGCAUCAAAAUGUUUACCCAAUUUAUGCAGAGCAGCAGUCUGCUGUCACGUUCCUACCGCCCACGGCCCACCUCUACGGCCUUUCCUAGAAGCUCUCGGGCUAUGUCAUAUAGCUUUGGAACUGUACAUGCAGCCCCACCAAGAUCUCGUCUCAGCAAGUAUGCUCGCCGAUCUGGUUAUAUGGCGUUAGGCUUUGGGACGGUUUGGCUAGUCGAUAAGGAGUACAACGCUUCUGCGAUAGGGAGAAACUUUAGAACGCUAUGGACUUGUGUGUUAAUAACCCUGGAUUACAAAAUCAAUUUCCAGCCAAGCAAGGCAGAUCAUAUACCCGACCUUCAUGAACGUGUCGCCGGCAGAAUGUACGACCUCUUCACAUCCAACGGCGGUUUGUACAUUAAAAUCGGCCAGGCAAUUGGUGCUAACGCUGCCCUCCUUCCCCGGGCCAUGCAGGAUAAAUUUAGUCGACUAUUUGACGACGCUCCACAGAUUCCCUACUCUACGAUCUUGUCAGUCUUCAAAUCAGAAUUUGGGAAACCCCCCAGUGGGUCGGAUGGUAUCUUUGAGGUGUUUGAAGAAAAAGCAGUAGCCAGUGCCAGCGUUGCACAGGUCCAUCGUGCGAAGCUCAAGAGCGGGGAAUGGGUGGCCGUGAAGGUUCAGAAGCCGGACGUAAACAAGCAGAUUGAGUGGGAUCUGGGCGCUUUUAGAGCAGUGAUGUGGAUGUUUGAGCACUGGGUGUUUGACCUGCCGGUAUAUUUCGCGGUUGACUUUAUAUCAGACCAUCUACGACAGGAGCUUGACUUUGUUCAAGAAGCCAAGAAUGCCUCGAAGACCGCCGAGUUUGUGGCCGCAGAACCGCGCCUUGCAGGGAGUGUACAUAUCCCGAAGGUAUAUGCAGAAUAUUCAACGAAGAAAGUGAUGACGGCCGAAUGGAUCGACGGUGUCAGACUCAGCGACAGAGGUGCCAUACGACGUCUAAUGGGUGAAAGUGAUAGCUCUAUGUCUAUCGUCAAGCUAUCUUCCGACUUGGAAGGAGUCCAAUUGAAUGGUGGACUGAAGGCAAUCAUGCAGACUAUGGUGGAAUUAUUCAGCGCACAAAUGUUCAAUUGGGGUUGGGUUCACUGUGAUCCCCAUCCCGGGAACAUCAUCAUUCGACCACACCCAUCGGAUCAUCGUCGCCCACAGCUAGUUUUACUUGAUCACGGUUUAUACGUGCGGGUGUCGGAAGAUUUCAAAAGACAGUAUGCUACUUUGUGGCGGGGUUUGCUUGCGGCGGAUUUUAGUGCAAUUGAGGGUGUGACGAGGGAAUGGGGAAUUGGAACCCCAGAUCUGUUUGCCAGUGCAACGCUGAUGAAACCAAUGAAGUUCAAAAAUGGGAAUGGAAAUGGCAAUAGAAGCAGCGGAGGGGAAAAUUUUGAGGGAUUAAAUGAGUAUGAACGGAGCGUCAGGAUGAAGGCAAAGCUGAAGAAUUUCUUACUGGAUACUGAUAAAAUGCCUAAGGAAUUGAUUUUCCUUGGCCGGAACAUGCGGAUGGUACAAGGAAACAACCAGUCGCUUGGGACUCCUGUGAACAGAAUCAAGAUCACGGGGUACUGGGCAUCAAGAUCAUUAACAAGAACGCCAAACCUCCCAUUCUUGCAGCGUCUAAAGGAGUACUGGCAUUAUUUUAUAUUCCGGAGUAUUAUGUUUUCGGUUGACGUGUUUUUCUGGACAAGUAAGCUCAGACAACAAAUCAAGGCAAGACUAGGUCAGAAAGGCGAAGACUUUGAGGACGAGCUAGAGCGAACUAUGCGAGGUUUUGCGAAGAGUAAUCUGGGAGUGGAUGUUGCUCCAAACGCCUUUGAAGGCUGAACUACGACACGAUAUAGACGCACCACAGGUGGGACUUCUUAAAUAUCAUUUUUAGAAUACUUUAGACCAUGAUAUUUUCAUUGUGCAUUACAUGUAUUGUCCACUACACCAGCUCAAAUAUCUAUCACCACAAGCAUAGUCAUUCACGUGUUCACACCUGAAUAUAAACCGGUAAUCAACUGCCGUUACACCAAACGUUCCCCCAUCGAUCCUGCGCACCACCUGCCGACCCGUAGCUUGGCUCAUCGUCCCAUGCAUCGUCAAUGUAGCCUACUCCAUAACUUGCGGCUGCAUUAAAUUCCGGUAGUGGACACUGGAUCCCAAGGAAGUAAGGGCAUGCUCGAUCUACUGCAUUACAUGUUCCAAGGCACGGCAGCAAUGCAUCAUAUACACUGUUAAUAGGCGGCAGGUUGGGAUUGCGUUGCGAAGAGCCACUGGGCUGCGGAACCAGUGCAGAUAUAGGGACUGGAGCAGAAUAUGCGGAGGAUAUAGGGUUAGGCGAUGCUUCAGAACACCGGGUGAAGGAGACACUACAAAGCCAUCGGCGGUAUGCUCUUUGACAGUCUGCGCAUGUCUGCAACGGUGAAUAGAUACCACGACCACACGCGAAAGUGAGUAACAUCGUAGUGAAAUUUGUCAUGUACUGGAGUAGUGGAUCGGACACGUCAGAAGGGAGGGUGGUAGAAUUGUAAGCAAGAUUUGGAGCUGCAGGGGGAGGAAGCGGCACAGCAUAUGCUGUGGAAGGGCAGAAUGGCAGGGAGUAUACCAGUGGACAUGCAAAUGCGGCAGAUUUCGUGGCAAAGUAGAUUGGUCCACUGACUUUCGUUUGAUCUUGAAUAACAUAUACGGUGUAGUUUGUUAUUGGUGACAGAUUCCCCAUAAGCCACUGUGACCUCCAGCCUUGCUCAUCGCGGAGCCACAGAUCUUGAUUUAUCUCUAAGCCUGAUUGUGGUGCAGAUAGUAAACUACACCCCGUUUGAGGCAGUCCAGUUAAAGAAGAAGACGUAGCACUGAGGACUAAGGUAAAGUUCGGGGAUGAUGGCGGCGUGGGCAUGGAGAGAUUUGCAGGGGGGAUGGUGUAGUUUGGAUAUGUUGGCUGCUCUGCGAUAGGGGGAGAAAAUGGAGGUGAAAAUAGUAGGGCUUGACUUGAUGUCGUAUCUCCUAGUAGUGGCAGGACAUUGAGGACUUCGUGCAUUACACCGCCAUUCGAAAUACCUAUUUCGAAAGAGGAUUGCCCAAGGCCCUCAACGGCUACGGUCCCACCGUCAAGCAUAGGUCCUGUCCAGUUGCCAAACCCUUCGUUCAAAGGUAUGUUGAACACAUCCUGUCCACCAGUGGAACUAGGUACAUUUAUUGCAGAAUUAUUUGUGACAUAGAAACGUGCAGUUGUACUCUGUAUCGUCCCCGAGCAUAUUGCCACGGAAACAGAGAGCUGAGACGAUGAGGGAAGAGAAAAGGCAGAGGAUCCAGCGAGAG